This is a messenger RNA of Polyodon spathula (Mississippi paddlefish), 4332 nucleotides long. RefSeq names its product GRIP and coiled-coil domain-containing protein 1-like. Bases 258 to 2636 code for a protein of 792 amino acids. The transcript has 3 exons. Gene Ontology annotation, cellular component: Golgi apparatus. The record is from RefSeq and is a predicted model, not a curated record. NCBI's taxonomy places the organism in Eukaryota, Metazoa, Chordata, Actinopteri, Acipenseriformes, Polyodontidae.
UUUAUUGAUUUUUCUGCGUUACAUUCUUCCACCAGGAAGUGCAGGUUCAUGGGACACGUAAGCUGUGCCCAGCAACAGGGCUUUAAAAUAUUCAUAUUAUGAAAUUGAUGUAGUUAAAUCGAAGUGGCGGAAAACAGUGCUAGUAUUUUAAUAUACGUGUUUUAUUUGCGCAGAAAAAUACCUAACCAGUUGUCUAAGGCCUGAAUACUAGCGGAUUGAUCCAGGUAAGAGAUGACACUUAGCUGAAAUAGAAAACUAUGGAAAAGUUUGGUAUGAACUUUGGUGGUGGACCAAACAAGAAGGAACUGUUGGAAACUAUAGAAAGUCAGAAAAAGCAACUGACCCAGUACCAAACCCGUUUCAAAGAUGUGGUGAGGGCUUACAAAAGCCUUCUGAAGGAAAAAGAGGCUUUAGAAGCAAGUCUUAAAGUUCUCACUCAGUCCCAGGAAGCAGACUUGAACUUACAAAGUGAACAACCUUCUGGGGGCACAGACAGUGGUCGGUGCUCUUCCGACCAUGGAGAUGACAAAUGUUCUGUGUACAGCGAAGACAGCGUUGACACUGCUGCCAGUGCAGACACUGCCACCAGUGUGGCCAGCAGCAGCACCAAGGGGGAACUGAACGAAGACGAAGGGGGUCUGGCUGACCAAUUGACUGCUGGGCCAUCUUCCCAAAAGUCUGAGGAGAACAAUGGAUCUGAAAGUGGCGUCAGCUCUAGCAGUGGCGAGCAGCAGCCUGCAGGAGAAGCAGACAGGAGGGUCUUCCAGUUGAAGACUCAGCUUUCGACCUUGACUAACUCUUUGGCGACAGUGACCCAAGAGAAGUCUAGGAUGGAGGCUUCCUUCCAAGCGGAUAAGAAAAUGAUGAAGCAAGACUUUGAUGAUCUCACUAAAAAGCUGGAAGAAGAAAAGAGGAAACAUGAAGCAGAUAUCAAAGGUUUGCAAGAGCAGCUGGCAGAGACCAAAGCCCGUGUUAUAACCCAGCAGCAUGAGCGGGCGCAAGAGCAAGGUGACCAUGCCCUGAUGCUGCGGGAAUUGCAAAACCUGCUGCAGGAAGAACGGGACUUGAGACAAGAUGCAGAGCUGAGACUGGAAGAGAUGAAGGAAGCAUUGGUGGAGAAAAUGUUGGCAGCUGAUCGAGUGGUGGACUGUGAGUCCCAAAUGAAGCAGCUUUCCAAGAAGAUGGAUGGGAUGAAGAAAAGUCUGCAGGCUGCGGAGGAAGAGAAGUGCAAGCCUGAUCCACGUGUUGAGGAACUGCAGCAGCAAAUAGCAGAGUUAAAGGCACAUUUUCAGGGGCAACUGCAACAGGAGAUGAAAAAGGUAGCACAAGCUCAGGAACAGCUUCAAGAACAUUCCCAAAUGGAAGAGGGACGUGUCGCCAGCCUGGAGGACAGAAUUUCCGAGCUUUCUGAGCUUUUGGGCACGUAUGAGAAAGCCAAACAAAAGGACCAACUAACUAUUCAGAUGCUCAGAGACCGCAUAUUGCAGCUUGACAUGGAAAACAAGAGUUUGGCUAUAACUGCGACCACCAGGACUUCUGUAGAUCUUACUAUUGAUGAAGCCAAUUUGAAUGUGAACGUGUUGAAAGACAAACUGGAAAAGCUGAAAAAACUGCUGCUAUUGGCAGCACAGAAAUCCCAGCACUCUACUGAUAUUGAGAAACUCUGUGAGGUGGAGCUUGUGGUAAACAGUGAACCAUCAGAUGGGGAAAAGGCUUCUGUUGCUUAUUACCAGCAGGAGCUGAAGCAGCUGAAGGAAGAGUUUGAGCGAUACAAGAUGAGGGCUCAGGUGGUGCUCAAAAACAAAAAUGCUAAAGAUGGCAGCAUGGCCAAAGAGUUGGAAGAAGCGCGUGGUCAGCUGUCUGAGCUCAAAGAAAAGUACAUUUCCCUUCGUCUGUCCUGUGAUGAAAUGGAAAGCAAGCACAAACAGGAGCUUGAAGUAAGGCAACAGCACACCAUAAACCUACAGCAAGGUCAAAAGCAAAAGCUGGAAAAGUUAGAAACAGAGUACCGUGAAAGGGCACUUAAACUGGAGGAGGAGCUGCAUAAGCAAAGAGACCGGACCCUUGCCCUGUUGACAGAAAAGGACCAAGAACUAGAGAGGUUGAGGUCCAUGUCUUUUGGUUACAGCUUGACUGGGCAUAAAAACUACAGCGAGAACAAUGCAGCAGUGGAGAGGGAAGGAAAUAGUGGCAGCAGUGACUGUCCAGAUGAGACUCAAGACAUCAUUGCCCAGGCUCUGAAGCUGGCAGGGCCUAACGAGCCUAAUCUCCUUCUGUAUGCUGAGCAAUUAGCUCGGAAGCAGGUGGAGGUCAAUGCUUUGCGGAAACUGAAACACAGACUUGAAGGAGAUGUGCAUAAGCUUCAAGAUACACUCCUUACUAACGAAGAACGGCACAAUGAGGAGAUCAGAGUGCUUAAAGAUCAUAUUCAAAAGAGUACUAGAGACCAGAGCCGGGAAGGUGCUAAUCUUGAGUACCUGAAGAACAUUAUCUACAGGUUCUUGACUCUGCAGGACACCCUUGGGCGCCAGCAGACACUAACUGCCAUUCUGACUAUUUUACACUUCAGUCCCCAGGAAAAACAGGCCGUGUUGAAAUAUCAGGCUAGCAGCUGGUGGAGUUCUGGAGCAAGAUAAAACAGCUCAAAGUUUUAUAUAUACACACACACACUGCUCUCUCACUGUAACUCAGACACAGUCAGAAAUGACAUUCAUUGUAAAACAGAAGUGAUAGUUCUUAACAGACAAUGGAGUCUAUUCAAUAAAUCUAAAAGCAGCCUAGGUUAUAACAGUUAAACAUUUAAACAUGCAGAUUUUAAAAAAUUGAGUCUUGGGCACUGAAAAUGUUAAAAUAAUGAAGUGUACAGCAUUGUAAGUAUUCAUUCUAGUUUCAAAGGUUAUUCUGAUUAACAGAAAGUAAUUUCUGGAGUGGCACUAAAGAGUUGCCUUGAAUAUUUAUUGGUCAUAAUUAUGCAUUGUCAUUAUCAUCAUCAUCAAAUAGAUAGCACAGCCUAACACAUAAAGUGAAUAAAUAGUGCUGCACGAACAGAUUAUUUGAUUUGUUAGGUUAAGAUGUCCACAGAAAUAAGGUGCUGAGAUUUAUUUGUGUUGACUGAGUUAAUUUGCCAUUCAAAGUAAAACAAGUGAAGAAGCAACAGCCUGGAUUUGUGAUGACUGUUGCUUUUCUUCAGUUGUUUAAUUUUGAAUGGUAAAUUACCGCAGUCAACACCAAGGACCCUGGCCUGUGGAGAGCUCAAUUCGAAAUAAUUGAAUAAUCAGUUUGUCCAGCUCUAGCUGCAGAAAUGAUUAACAUUAGAAUCCCAACAUAUAUGACAAAAAUUGACAUUCAUUGUAAAACAGAAGUGAUAGUUCUUAACAGACAAUGGAGUCUAUUCAAUAAAUCUAAAAGCAGCCUAGGUUAUAACAGUUAAACAUUUAAACAUUUGUGCUUUGUAUCUGUAGAAAUAUGACCAAUCUCUGCAAGGUUAAUAUUUUAAUUAUUUCAGUGAUGAUGUUAUUUAUCUUCCUCUGCUUAAAUCAGUUGAUAGAGGUUUUAGUUUCACUUUACUGUCUGCUUGAAUUCAUUUUAAAUAUGCUCACAAAGAGAAUAAGGCCCCACCAUAGCCAUUAAUAAAUGUAGCUGUGGCAUCGCCAAAAACGUAUUUACUUCAGAACAUUAUUGUAAGUUUCAAAGUGACAGCAAUGUUUUGGAGCUUCAGUUCAAUGUUUUUGCAGCAUGCACAAAUGGCACUGGUUUAUGUAAGCAGAGAUUUUGAAACAGAAACAGUAGUGGACAGGUCCCAGGGUGGAGUUGGGAGCCACUGUUGUAAAGUAAAUGUGGAACCCUGUUUUAAAGUUAUUGGGUUGUAUAUUAAGGAACAAGUGGAAACCUUGGGUCUUUAAGAAUUUAAAAUGAUUAUAGGAAACACUCAAUAUUGUUGUUAUACACAGGAUAAAAUACCUUUCCUUGUUGCUUUAUGUAGGUCUAAUCAUUUGUAAUAUUAGCCAUUACAGUUAUCAGACAUUUCUAAUUUUGAGAAAACUGAAAUGGUACGUUUGUUUGGCAAACAAGUAUUUAUUAUAUUAUGUGGUAAUUAACCAUGUACCUGUGUAUUUCUGUAGAUAAAUGUAUAUAACUAUUCUGAAUUCUAGUCUGUCUUUAGACACAGCGUUUCCUUGCUUUGAUUUGUGCUUUUGUUAGUAUACUUAAAACUUUCUAUUAAUGUUUUUUUUUUUAUUAUUUGAUAGAUAAAACAGUAGUUGGGAUUUCUAUUUUAGAAUUGUUCAUUUGGAUUUGCUGCUGAAAUAUGAUUAAAGAACAUUUUGAAUUGUG